Messenger RNA from Ctenopharyngodon idella (grass carp), 3490 nucleotides. RefSeq names its product dehydrogenase/reductase (SDR family) X-linked (gene dhrsx). The transcript is spliced from 8 exons. The record is from RefSeq and is a predicted model, not a curated record. Gene Ontology annotation, molecular function: oxidoreductase activity. Lineage: Eukaryota; Metazoa; Chordata; Actinopteri; Cypriniformes; Xenocyprididae. Bases 539 to 1546 code for a protein of 335 amino acids.
GCAAAUGGUGUGAGAGAUCACCAAUGGAUGAGGCAGCGCUCUUUCGCGUGUCAUGUUUUUGAAGAGCCACGCGUUUCACUCUAGGUUCCCCACUCGGCACGCACCAAUGCAGAUACGGACCGGAUCGGACGCUGCUGGCGCCUGAACGUGUAUCCAUCUUCAUUGCGCUCACGGUGCUUUUCUCCAGCUCGCCGGUAUCAUGCAGUCUUUAAUAUCCCCAGUCACCAAAGCAAUACUGGUUGCACUGUUUAUUUUUGCGAUCCUGCUCAUUUUGUACGUGAUAUUAUGGUAUAUAUGUCGAGAUGUGGAUUGUGAUCACGGAAUUUGAUUGACAUUAUUGGAUGCGUCUUUAAGGACAUGCACCGGGUGUCCCAGCAUUGGCACUGAUCAACAAGGGAGCAAAGGGUGACUCUGUGGUUAAUUCCUGUAGUAAAUCGGAAUCCAGACUCUAUUGGGUGUCUACAGUGAUUGUCGUAGACAGCGGAACUAUCGUAAGAACAGCUGAUCCGUUCCUACUGUACUUCAGCACGGAGCGUAAAUGCUGAGACACUCGCUGUCAUCUUCAAACAUGUGGUGGUUUUUGCCUUGUAUCCUCGGCUUCAUCAGACUCUACUUAGAUGGCGUCAAAGUUCUCCUAUACCAGCUUUUCAACAAAUCGUUCACUCUGCCAGAUUUGCCAAAGCAGAAUGGAAAGGUUGCCAUAGUUACAGGGGGAACCAGAGGAAUGGGAUAUGAGAUUUCCAGACAUCUGGUCAGCCUGGACAUGCAUGUUAUCAUUGCUGGGAAUGAGGAAGAGGAGGGUCUGGCAGCAGUGAAGAAGAUUCAGGAGUUGAAUCGGGGAAAAGUGGAGUUCAUGUACCUGGAUUUGGCCUCUUUGACAUCUGUGCGGCAGUUUGUCCAGAGAUAUAAAGCCACAGGUUUGCCACUACAUGUCCUUGUCAAUAAUGCUGGCGUUAUGCUUGUUCCGGAGAGGAGAACAGAGGAUGGAUUUGAGCUGCACUUUGGGCUAAACUACCUGGGCCAUUUCCUGUUGACCAACUUGUUGCUAGAUCUCCUGAGGAAGUCAGGCAAACCUGGGAAAUGUUCCCGAAUAGUUAUUAUGUCUUCAGCUACCCAUUAUGGAGGAAGAUUAACUCUGGAUGACUUGCAGGGAAGGAUGUGUUAUAGUUCCCAUGGUGCAUAUGCCCAGAGUAAACUGGCCCUGCUGCUGUUCUCCUACCACCUACAGGACCAGUUGUGGGCCAAAGGAGACAAUGUAACGGUUAAUGCAGUGGACCCAGGCAUGGUGGACACAGCCCUGUAUGACAAUCUGUGUAGCCCGGCCCAGAUGGCCAAGAAGCCUUUUGCUAAACUGCUCUUCAGGACGCCUGCAGAAGGAGCAUCCACAGCUAUCUACGCUGCAGCUGCCUCUGAGCUCGAGGGGAUCGGAGGACUGUAUCUGUACAACGGUCGUAAGACGGAGUCUUCAGCGCUGUCUUGUGAUGAACGGCUGCAAACCAAGUUAUGGAAAGAAAGCUGCGCUCUAGUGGGUCUCCAAAAGACCUGAGAGCACCGAGCUCCUGAUCACAGAGACCUCAGCUCUCAACUUAUAGUUCAUAAAACGUCCACCUGAAAAAAAUUCAACCUUCUGCCUUAAGUUAAGUUAGUAUCCCUAUUUGCCAAAUUUUCAUUCUCUGAAACCGUCCCUUGGUUUUUAAACCAUCUCAUUACCAUUUUAGUGUUCACACAAGCCAUCCUUUAAAGUCUUGAAGACUUUACCUCAACAAUACAUGACCAAUACUAACAAGUGCACUGUUUUCCAACCUAAAACCUCUCUCUUCCUCCACUUCUUCUGACUUGGGAACUUUCUGAAGAGUUUUGUUUUCCUGAACUAAGCUAAUAAAACAAUGAUUUUGUCUAAUAAUCUACUAUCUUGUACUCUGCUAAGCCUUUUUGAGUGCUUAAUGAAUCAGGACCGUCGCAAUGGCUGUUCCACUGAUUUUCCUUUGGAAUUUGUCAACAGACUAAAGACAAACGAAGGAUAAAAUGAUUAUAUGUGAAAUCUCAAGCUCUCUAAACUGGGCAAAUACCAGCCUAUCUCUGUUGAUUCUCUUCGUUGCUGCGCUGGGAUUUUACGUCUUUCUUUGUUAGUAUAGUUGUAUAUCUUCAGUGGCUUCUACAUUGGGUUAUUCCAUCCAUCAGUCAGUGUCAUUCCUGCCUCUGCCUACCGCAUCUAAUUCUCUAAACACAAACUGCAGAAAGGCUAAGGACAUUUGUCUGGCUAAGCCCUUCAUUUUUCAUUCUUCCACUGUGCAAUUUGCAAUACUGUGUUUUGAAUCUUCCACAAAAGAGACUGCUAUCCUCAUGCCAGGUGCCUCACCUUCAUCCACCUUCUUUCUCCCUGAGGGGAAUAUUUCACCCAAAUAUUCUGUUUGUGACUGUGAUGUGCUUAGAAUUUGUGAUUCCAAUGUGUAAUAAUGUGGUUGUGGUGUUCUUUUUUCAUUUUAUUCUUGCUUCUGAGCAGACAUUGAAACAGAAACAUUUAAAAUAUGUGCACUUUUUUGAGAUGUUGAGUCUUAACUUUUAAAUAUAUUCCAGCUAUCUUUAUUAUUAUUAUUUUUUUAAUAUAUAUAAUUACCCAAGGUCAGUGUGCAAUAGCAAAACAGCUAAUUGAGUCUUGAAAUAAUGGAAAACGUAAAAGUUUUCCGAUCGGAGAUGUCGCUUCAUAAAUAUCAAUAUAUAAAAGUACUGUAAAAUGAGUUACUUUCUACCUGCUGGUGUCUGUAACAACUUGGAGGUGUUGUCUCGACUUUGGCUGCUUUGGAUAAAGUGCUACCUUGACCUGUUAAAUUCUAAUUUAAAUGUACUGGUGUCAAAAUGUGCCUGUCAUUUGUGUGUUUUAUGUGGCGUCAGUCAUGCAGUUGACCAAAUGCGUUCCCAUGCAGACGUUUAAGCAUCUCCUAACUAAUUCUGUUCCUUUUCUUUAUUGUACAGUGAAUGGGAUAUGAAGCUUUUGGGUCAAUGAGAGACGAUUGCUUUUGAGAAUUUGCUUUUAUCAUCAUCCUAGUUUUGCUCAUGGUACUGUAAUUAUGCACUAAUGGAAGUGCUGCUGUAUUAUAAUGUAUUUAGCAUUAUAGGAAGUGUAAUUAACUUCCAUGCACAGAUAAUAAUGAUCCAAUAGAUUAAUUAUAUGGUUGUGACGCUGAGAAAUGAAUUAAUAACAAUAUUUGGAGGCACCAAAUCGUUGAUAAUAAAUGAAUCGAGAAACAGUCUUAGUACAAAAUGUGCAAAGAGGAUUUUGCAUACUUAGCUCCUCAGCCACAUGCACUGUGAAUGAGCCCAAUGUUUCUGUCAUUUGUGUGUGUGAAAGAGAGGGAUAAAGACAGAGAAAAGAGUGCAGCAUUAUCUGCCAGAAGACUCUGAAGUGUCUCAUCUUCAGCUCUUGUAGAAAACAGAGUGAAUGAGUUUCUCUUCUAAGGCUCUUGUCUAAAUAAAAACACUGAUUUCCCUA